Olea europaea var. sylvestris is the source of this 3053-nucleotide messenger RNA. Its product is annotated as inactive TPR repeat-containing thioredoxin TTL3-like. The coding region runs from base 625 to 2703 and encodes 692 amino acids. The record is from RefSeq and is a predicted model, not a curated record. NCBI's taxonomy places the organism in Eukaryota, Viridiplantae, Streptophyta, Magnoliopsida, Lamiales, Oleaceae. Gene Ontology annotation, molecular function: protein binding. The transcript has 7 exons. Gene Ontology annotation, cellular component: cytoplasm.
AAAUACAGAAUCUCCAUUCCACCAAAUAAGGAGUGCUCGUCUUUGUUUUUCUAAUUAUUUAGAGAUCCUUAUUUCUUCCAUGACCGACUCUUUUGGAGUCCCAAUCAAAAUAAUAAUCUGCCAUCUCUCCCUUUUAAAUUAAAUUAAUGGACUAGUUUUGGAGAUUCAGAUACCAAGAAUUUAAAAUAAAAAUGAAAAUGGUUUAAAUUAUUGUUUUUUUUUUUUCCUCUUUCUCUCUCUCAUGCCAAAAUCUCUCAUUUCCAUUGCUUAAAAGAGAGAAAGCAAGAAAAGAGAGAUAGUGUGGUUGUUGGCAACUGCCUUCUCCAGGAGGCAGUGAAAAAUAAUCAAUUCAAUUCAGACAGAGUCUCCUGGGGUGCUGAAUUCUUCCUUCCUGUACAAGCAAUCUCUCUCUGUAUAUUCUUCUGUUUUCUGUAUUUCAUUUUUCUUUUUAUCAAAAUAUGGGUGGGUCCUCUCCUUUUCUGUAAAAUACAAUUUUCUGUUCUUUAAUCCCUUGGCCUACAAGUUUUCAACUUUACUGUUUUUCCCCUUAGAAAAAUCCAUUUUUAUUCCAUUCAUUACUUGCAUUUCAAUAGCCAAUUUCUUCUCUGGGAAACUGUAUUUGAUAUGGGAGAAAUCUCGCCUGAGAAAAGAUCAGGCUGUGGCCUGUUGAAUGCAGUUUUUGGACGUCGAAGUAUUUGGCCUAGAAGAUCAACAUCCACAGGUUCUCUUCAUACCUUCACUCCAAACAAUAAUGUAAACUUAGUACAAAGCAUGCCGGCUUCAAGAAGACAAAGUGGUGGCUUUGAAGGAUCGACUAUCCUGGAUUCAUCAGAUGCCCCUUUGCAUAAACAGGUUGAUAGAGUCAUUGCACGGCCGGGCCAAAACCACGCGAGAUCCCCUCCCGUGUAUCAGCAACACCACCCGCCUCCAAUGGCAGCUGCAAAAAGCUCGCCUAGCCAACAAGGCCAUGGCCAAGCGCGUAAAGUGCCUCGAAAUGGACUUGGCAUAUCUGGAGAGCUCGAGAGCAUGAUCACCGAUCAUCAGCAAUCGAAAGGCGCAGGUAAGUUAGUUCGUGCAUCGUCCAGUAAUGUGAUGUUGUUUGGAAAUUUGGGUAAUUUGAGGCAACAAGGUAGCAAUGGGAAUUCGACAGCAAACAAUGUUCUUGAUUAUCUUCCAAAAACUGGUAAAGAAGAGCAAUCACCUGCUAGUGGGAAAUACAGUACUAGUGUUAUAGGGAAUGUAGUGAAAAAAAUUGAAAAGCCUUCUCUUUGUCGUGCUAUUUCCACCAGGAUGGAUCCUGAGCAAUUGAAAAUUUUGGGUAAUGAAGACUACAAGAAUGGCAGAUUUGCCGAAGCUUUGGCUUUGUAUGAUGCAGCCAUUUCUAUUGAUCCCAAUAAGGCUUCUUAUAGGAGCAACAAAAGCGCCGCACUAACUGCUUUAGGCAGACUUCUUGAAGCAGCCUUUGAAUGCAGGGAAGCAAUUAGAAUCGAUCCAUAUUAUCAACGAGCUCAUAAUAGAUUAGCAACUCUAUAUGUCAGAUUAGGAGAAGCAGAGAAGGCUGCUUAUCAUUUCAAACAGGCUGGAGCAGAAGCUGAUCCUGAUUCAAUGAACAAGUCCAGAAAAGUUCAAGUUCAUCUGAACAAAUGCACUGAGGUAAAGAGGCAGCGAGAUUGGAAUACCCUUAUAAAAGAAGCUACCCUUGCUAUAGCAGCCGGUGCUGAUUCUGCACCACUGAUAUUUUCCUUAAAAGCCGAGGCCUUGAUGAAACUCCAUAAGCUCCAAGAAGCAGAUGAAACUAUGGCAAAAGGUCCAAACUUUGACAUCGAUGAAUGUAUUAAAUUCUUCGGCCCAAUUGGUAGUACAAGCCUGUUACUUGUUCAUGCUCAAGUUAACAUGGUUGUUGGCAGGUUCGAUGAUGCUGUGGCCGCUGCUGAACGAGCAUCUAGGUUGGAUUCGAACAACAAGGAAGUAAACACGGUGUUGAGGAGGACAAAGGCUGUGGCAUUAGCUAGAUCAAAUGGCAAUGAUUUGUUCAAGGCAGCAAGAUAUUCCGAGGCAUGUGUUGCUUAUGGUGAAGGGCUCAAUCACGAUCCAUACAACGCAGUCUUGUUAUGUAACCGAGCUGCCUGCAGGUCCAAACUUGGCCAAUUUGAAAAAGCAAUAGAGGAUUGCAGCGCUGCACUAGGCGUGCGCCCUUCUUAUAGCAAGGCUAGAUUAAGAAGAGGCGAUUGUUACGCUAAGCUGGGAAAAUGGGAAGCAUGCAUACAAGACUGUGAGAUGCUGUUAACAGAAAAUACGAACGAUGAGGAGGUAGAGAAACUCUUGAAGGAGGCUCGAGCAUGGAGACGGCAUGGAAGCCGAGACAUGAAGAAUGGUUGUGUUCAUUCUAAUGAAGUCGUGCUGGUAUCAAGCAACGAAUGUUUCCGAGACUAUGUUACAUCUCCCGGUAUAUCCGUGGUUUUGUUCUUUCGCAAGCUAAGUGACAGCACAAUUAUGCAGUUCAUUGAAAACCUCCACAAGAGAUAUCCAUCAGUCAACUUCCUUAAGGUAGAGGUUAAAGACAAUCCUUCCAUUGCCAAAUCUGAAGGCAUAAACUCGUUGCCAGCUUUCAUUAUAUACAAGAAUGGUUCGAGGGCGAGAGAAAUCCCGGGGGACAGCCAUGAUUUGUUAGAGAGCUCUAUCAAAUUUUAUGUCAGUUCUUGAUAUGAAAAACAAGGUUAGUUACUGAAGUGAAGUCGUAACAAAAGAGCCAUGAAAUGUGGAAGUUCCGCCCACAACCUCAGCCACAGCGCCGGCCGGAUCCUUGAGGAAGUGAUUGCACAAACUUCGGUAGAUGGCAAAGGAAAUGUAGGCUUUGCUAGGGAGCAUAAAGGAAAAUUCAUUGGAUUUCGUUUGAUAUGCUUGGAACAAUUCAUUGAUUGGAAUUCAGCUGGAAAAGAUUGAAUGGGUGAAACAGUAAUCAACAAUGAUUGGGAUUGUAAAAUUUUUGUAAUUAUUUUUAGUUUGAUAUGCUUGGAACAAUUCAUUUAAUUUAGCCAAUUGUUACUUGUGUC